CGGUCUAGGGGCCAGCAUUUGAGGGAGGACCCCUGGAGUAGCACCAUGGGUUCCAGGGCAUUCCGGGACAUGCAGCUUCCCCGUGCAAAGCAGCAUCUGGACAAGGAUCGGCAGGUGAUCAGGUGGUGGUGUUCUUCCCCCAUCAGUCCGGCACGACGUGUUUUCCUGCUCGCUUCCCGCUUCGCUUCAGGAUUUCUGCUGUCUCCCCGCAGAGCCACGGAGCGGUACUCGCCCCGCCCAGGUUCUCUGCUGGUCGCUGGGUGGUACCGCAGGCACUGCUCGCCCGUGCAGGGUAGCGCCUCUAACGCGGGCACGCGCCGAGCAAGAUGGCUGAGCCCUGUGCGGGUGGCUGCUUACCUGUGGCAAGGUGCCCGGGGCGGGUGGAAAAGCCCGUUCAGCAGCUCCUAGGAAACUCGGCAGUGUGCUGCUUGGGGCGACUCCGGAGCUGCUCUGUGCCGGUCUCGGGAUGCUGCGGUGCUGGGGUUGCUCCGCGCCGGUCCAGAGGAUGGCUCCGCACCAGUACCGUGCCCCGCCAAUCUCCGAGCUGCGCCGGAUUUCCUGUUGCGGAGAGUGUUUUUAAACGGCUGGGGGACGCCUGACAGUCCACCGUAGCAAUGAGCAACUUGGAUGCCAUGAGGCCCUCAGGGGCAGCUGUAAGCAGAACCGGUCCGUUCCCGGGGCUGUGAACGGACAGCGGAGCAAAACAGACGCGCGCGCUGCCCUCGAGCAGCUACAAAAAAGGAAGCCGCCCGCGUGCGCGGAGCAGCGCCUGCAGUACCGAAUUCUCUUCAACCGGCGGCAGUAACGAGUGUCGCAGCGCUAGUGCGCAUGCGCGGCGUUGGGGCGGGUAUCUGUCAAUCCCGUGCUGCGAUGAGACAAUCAGGUGUCGGGGCGCGUGCGUGGUCAGCGGAGAGCCAAAACGGCUACUUCUCGGCGCGGGCUCGGGCAUUAAAACGCUGAGCCGUUCGGGUGCCGUGGCGUGUGCAGGGGCCUCUGGAAGCAGAACGGGUCUGUUCCCGGUUCGGGCUCGGGCAUAAGUCCGUGGAAAUAGACAGGGAACAUCCUGGAUUGGAAGGGGGGAAUAUUGCUGAGCUGGCGGUCUAAGAAUUGACCGCACGCCCGCCCUUCAGCGGCUCCGUAGAAGCAGGUGCUGUUUAUGUUUUCGGGCGCAUGCGCGCUAUUGAAUGGAGGAUUAAACACAAUAAGGAUUAGCGGAUUAGCUGCGCAGAGCGGUCAGAAUUAAGAUACGACACUUCCGGAUUUCUGUGCGCAUGCGUUGUGUUGCCUGCAGGACCGAACAGAGUUGGUUGCAGUUCCGCGGAUUGGCCACGCGGGGGAAGCAGAGACAGCGGAAAGAACUUCCCCUAGCGGGAUUGACAGGGGCCCGCAGCGCAGUCCCUGGCGUUCCGUUCUCUCUUCCAUCUGUUGACGGGGGAAGAGCACAAAGAUAGAAAAGGAGGGGGGAAAAAAGGACGAGGAAAACAAAGGAAAACUUCUCCAAAGUACAGCAAUACAACCUGACUGGAUAAUUUUCUUGUAGAACGGCAGUGCUCCAGGAUUUGAUACUCACAUAGAAAGCGCGUUGCCUGAGCAACAGAGAGGAAGGCAACGGGAAGAAUAGGGCAAAAUGAGGAGUACACCCAGGGAAAGCAAGGAAAAGGUGAGAGGAAAACAACAGGCAGCCUUUAGGGCACCCGAAAGUGCAGUAACGAGCUGUGGGAGCACGACGUUGUACCACAAUGUGUAAUGGGUAAACAUUGGUUUGUGUACAUUGACCUUACCUCUUUGGGCAACCAGCAGCCAGUCAGCUAAGUUGGGUUCUGGGGCAAUCCUGGAAAUGUGGCUUUUCAUUGCUGAGCAACAUCUGGGAAAGGUUCAGCAGGUGAUCAGGUGGUGGUGUUUUUCCCAUAUCAGUGGGAUGUGGUUUGCCUCUGCUUUCCCAUUUUCUGCUGUGUCCACAAAGAGCCACAAAACUCUGUGCGGUUCUUGCACUGCCUGGGAGCACCACAGUUCUCCGCUGCCACCAGCUGAAUGCAAUAUGGUAAUGAAAGGACUGCCCUGCACACACAGGGUAGUGCCUCUUACACAAAGGUGCACUGUAGUGCUCCUUUCUCAGAGCAAUGUGGCUGCGCCCUGUGCGUAAAGACAUGGGACGCCAUCCAGAGGGACCUAGACAGGCUUGAGUAGUGACCCCAGGUGAACCUCAUGAGGCUCAACAAAUCCAAGUGCAGGAUCUCGCACCUGGGUCGAGGCAACCCCCAUUACCAAUAGAAGCUGGGAGAUGAAAGGAUUGAGUGUAGUCCUGCCCAAAAAGACAUGGGGGGGUACUGAUGAAUGGGAAGCUGGACGUCAGCCAGCAAUGUGCCUUCAUAGCCCAGAAACUCAACAAUAUCCUGGGCUGCAUCAAUAAAAAAAGCACAGUCAGCAGGUCGGGAGAGGUGAUCGUGCCCCUCUACUCUGUGCAGGUGAGGCCUUAUCUGGAGUACCACAUACUCUCUUCUGGUACACCUGGUGAUGCAUUUGCUAGCAUGUGUGUGUGCGUACGGUGUAAGCGUGCCCGUCCCUGCCCCGGGGGCUUGGGGUGUGCGCUGUGUGCGCACAGCAUUUCACUGUGUGUGCAUAAGAGAGAUUAUCACGCCCAUGUGAGGGGCUCGGGGCGGAGAGAGGAGGAAGUUGGGUGCUCUGCGGCCCCUUUAAAUCCGUGCCCCCUCCGCCAGUUACGAGUUCGCGGCCCGCCCCCACUGGCUGCUAUGGCAACGGCACCUGCUUCCUUAAAGGGGACACACGCCAUGCUCUCCCAUCCGAACCCGCGGGAGGGUGCGUGGCAGUGUGCGGGGGGGGGCUCCCGUGGGUGAGCGCACAUGGGGAGAGUGUGAGUGUGCACGGGCGUGUGCAAGCAUGGGAGGCACGCACAGAGUGUGAGUUUGUGGAUCUGCAUGCAUGUGAGCAUGCAUGGUGUGUGUGUGCACACAGGUGUGAGGGUACAAAGGGAGGUGUGUGUCAGCAUGUGCACGCGAGUUUACACUCAUGUGAGCAUGCACUGGUGGAGGCAUGGGUAUGCGCACGUGUGCGAACAUGCUGAAGUAUGUGGGUUUGUGGCUGACCAGGACUGUGCACACGUGUGUGAAUAUUAGGGGCAUAUUAGAUGUGCUUCUGAAUGCACACAGCUGUUCAUACUGUGCACGAUUGUAUGAGUACACACAGGCUUGUGCUUGUAUGCUGAUGCGCGCAUGGUUGCACACAUAGGUGCACAUGUGUGAGCAUGCAGAGUGUGCACAGCAACAUGAGUAUGCUUGUAUAGAGACAAUCACACAGAUGUGUCACAUAUGGGAACACGCACAUCUCCAUUAAUGUGUAUGCUGUGUACAGGGACAUUUGUGUGCAAGCAUGAGCUGUGCACACGUAUGUGGGUUUUGCACAUGCCAGGGUUGAGGCAGUGAGCACAUACCAGAGGAUGCGUGCUCCCGUUGCAUGUCUAUGCCCCUGUUGCACGCCCGUGUGCUCCGGCCGAGGCUCGGGGAGCAGCAGGCACAGGCGGGGGCCGCGGUACCCGGAUCUGGGCAGGAGGCGGGCAGGAGGCCGGGCUCUGCUGCCUGCAGCCAUGAGCAGCGGCCCUGGCCCUGGGGCCUCGCCGACUGCCCCGGGUGCCCCGCUGGGACCCCAAGCCAUGCAGCAAGUCCUCGACAACCUCCUGAGCCUCCCCAGCACCCCAGGUGCUGCUGACCUUGACCUCAUCUUCCUCCGCGGCAUCAUGGAGAGCCCAAUAGUAAGGUCCUUGGCAAAGGUACAGUGGCGCAAGGCCCACGAGCGACUGGAGGAGACAAAGCUAGAGGCGGUGCGGGAUAACAAUGUGGAGCUGGUGCAGGAGAUCCUGAGUGACAUCGGGCACCUGGUGCAGCAGGACAGUGCAGCAGCCGAGCUGGCCUGCAUCCUGCGUGAACCCCACUUCCAGUCCCUGCUGGAGACCCACGACUCAGUGGCCUCUAAGAGCUAUGAGACACCCCCGCCCAGCCCGGUCCUGGAUCCAACCUUCAAUAACCAGCCUGUGCCCCCCGAUGCCGUGCGUAUGGUGGGCAUUCGCAAGACAGCCGGGGAGAACCUGGGAGUGACAUUUCGGGUGGAGCGGGGGGAGCUGGUGAUCGCCCGCAUCCUGCAUGGGGGCAUGGUGGCCCAGCAGGGACUGCUGCACGUAGGGGAUGUCAUCCGGGAGGUGAAUGGGCAGGAGGUGGGCAGCGACCCACGGGCACUGCAGGACAGCCUGCGCCACGCCAGUGGUAGCGUCGUCCUCAAGAUCCUGCCCAGCUAUCAGGAGCCACACCCGCCCCGGCAGGUCUUUGUGAAGUGCCACUUUGACUAUGACCCAGCCUCCGACAGCCUCAUUCCCUGCAAGGAGGCUGGGCUCUGCUUUACUGCCGGGGACCUGCUGCAGAUCGUCAACCAGGAUGACCCCAACUGGUGGCAGGCAUGCCAUGUGGAGGGGGGCAGUGCGGGGCUUAUCCCCAGCCAGCUGCUAGAGGAGAAGCGAAAAGCCUUCGUGAAGCGAGACGUGGAGGUGGCCCCCACACCCGCAGGGGCCCUGUGCAGCAGCCUCAGUGGGAAGAGAAAGAAGAGGAUGAUGUACCUGACCACGAAGAAUGCCGAGUUUGACCGCCAUGAGCUGCUGAUCUAUGAGGAGGUGGCUCGCAUGCCCCCUUUCCGGAGGAAAACCCUAGUGCUUAUCGGUGCCCAGGGUGUGGGGCGACGCAGCCUCAAGAACAAGCUCAUCAUGUCCGACCAGGCACGCUAUGGCACCACCAUUCCCUAUACGUCACGGAAGCCGAAGGAGAGCGAGAAAGAUGGGCAUGGGUACCACUUCGUAUCACGGGGUGAGAUGGAGGCAGACAUCAAGGCAGGUCACUAUCUGGAGCACGGCGAGUAUGAGGGCAACCUCUACGGCACCAAGAUUGACUCCAUCCGUGCUGUGGUGAACGCUGGCAAGAUGUGCAUCCUGGACGUCAACCCCCAGGCAGUGAAGGUUCUCAGGACAGCAGAAUUCGUGCCCUAUGUGGUGUUCAUCGAAGCCCCCAGUGCCGAAACCCUGCGGGCCAUGAACCGGGCAGCACUGGAGAGUGGCGUGGCUAUCAAGCAGCUCACGGAGGCUGAUGCCCGGCGGACAGUAGAGGAGAGCAGUCGCAUACAGCAUGGCUACAGCCACUACUUCGACCUGAGUCUGACCAACGACAACCUGGAGCACACCUUUGGGCAGCUGCGCGAGGCCAUGGAGCGUCUGCGUGCUGAGCCCCAGUGGGUGCCUGUCACUUGGGUCUAUUAGUGCGUGUGCCCCUCUACUCCUGUCUUGGGAGCCCACCACUGUGAUGAGUACGCCCUGCUCAGUACCAGCACUAUGAGGUACAGCUCUUCUCUCCCUCCCCCCUACACUGUUUUUUUUUUUUGGGGGGGGAGGGGGAGGGGGACAGAUAUGAGACAGCCCCCCCACCCCAUGCCUACACAGCUAACUCACUGCCAAAAGCUGCCCUCACUUUAUCCCAGGAGACUGCGCCACCAUGUGGCCCUUGCCUCAGUUUCUCCAUGCAGGAGCCUCCCCUGGGAUGGAGUGUCUAUAUCCCAGUAACACCCAGAAAAUUCCCACCCUGUAAUUAGCCUGCAGUUAACUCUGUAAUUGAUGAUCUCUGCAGGGGAGCUGCCCUGGAGUGAACCCAGGGGCCAGGGACAGAGUGUCUCAGAUGCACGCGUACGUGGGCAUGCCUAGCCUGGUGGCUCUAUUCUGCUUUGUUCCUGUCCUCUUUGUCCCCUUGCCCAAGCCUCCAGGGCCCCCCUGAGGUCCCCAUAGCCCCUGCCCCCAGGUUGUUCCUUUGUGGUAUGUUGCUGUUAUUUUAUUAUUAAAGAGAAAGAAGAGAAAAA
Messenger RNA from Numida meleagris (helmeted guineafowl), 5901 nucleotides. RefSeq names its product membrane palmitoylated protein 2 (gene MPP2). Gene Ontology annotation, cellular component: plasma membrane; cell-cell junction. Lineage: Eukaryota; Metazoa; Chordata; Aves; Galliformes; Numididae. The transcript has 12 exons. The record is from RefSeq and is a predicted model, not a curated record. Gene Ontology annotation, molecular function: protein binding. The coding region runs from base 3455 to 5311 and encodes 618 amino acids.